This is a messenger RNA of Asterias rubens (European starfish), 3100 nucleotides long. RefSeq names its product smoothened homolog. The transcript is spliced from 12 exons. Gene Ontology annotation, biological process: smoothened signaling pathway; commissural neuron axon guidance; central nervous system development. The coding region runs from base 637 to 2919 and encodes 760 amino acids. Gene Ontology annotation, cellular component: plasma membrane; dendrite; cilium. Gene Ontology annotation, molecular function: patched binding; transmembrane signaling receptor activity. NCBI's taxonomy places the organism in Eukaryota, Metazoa, Echinodermata, Asteroidea, Forcipulatida, Asteriidae. The record is from RefSeq and is a predicted model, not a curated record.
AAUCCCCUUCUUUGCGAAGCAAUUCUCUGAUUAAACAUAUCUAGAGUGGCAAUACAAAGCAAAUGAAUGUUUGAUAGAUUGGAUACAGCGUUGCUUUAUUGACUGAGAGUAAACAACGGGACUUUGAAGGUGGUGAGGGGAAGUUUAGGGGAAGAUUUAUAAGACGUUAGACGUCUUCUGGAACUGAACUUAUUCUCUUUGUAACGUAGAAAGUUAUGUGUGGGCUUUCUACGUGCAGUUUCCAACAUGAAACGACUGUAAUACCGACACCUCUACUGGCUGCAGCACGUCCGUCAAAAAGGAGCUGGAAAUGCUAGGAUGUCCUCCGUUGAUCUACAUGUAAUCUACACUACUUCUGCAAUGCUAACAUCUAUCUCAUCACACAUCGUCCAAGAAAUACAUUCAUAAUGUUAAAAAGAAAGUACUUGUAAUCUCAGAAAAAUAUGGUUUAUGCAACUCCGAUCAAAAGCUUAUUGCUAAUAUCUAUACAACUUACUUGUGCAAAAAGCUGUUUGAAGCAAGAAACUUUAUUUAUGGGAGGGAAAUAAAUUCAUUUUAGAUGUGUUGGAAAAGUUCUAGAUUGUCCCGCCCAAGUUCUAGAAGUGUUCUGAGUUGAAGAAAACUGAACAUUGAAAAAUGGCUGGAUUGUUAUGCACUCUGUCUGUGCUGUGUUUGAUGGUAGCACAAGCAAUAGCCGUCAACUUGACUAUCUUUGACCCAGUUGUGCCACAAUGCAAAAAAGCAUCCACAUGUGUUCCAGUUAUUAACAGUACUUGUCUGGGCUCAGCUAUAGAUCAUUCGUUUACUUCAUUGGACCUGGCCAAUGAUUCCGUAACGCAGGAUGAUAUUCUAGCUAAUCUACGCAUGUGGGAAGGUCUGCAACUCGUACCGAAGUGUUGGGAAGUGAUCCAGCCGCUGAUCUGUGCUAUCUACUUGCCCAAGUGCGAGAAUGGACUGGUGGAGUUACCUAGUUACGAUAUGUGCUCCGUGACAAGGGGACCGUGCAGGAUUGUGGAUAUAGAACACGGGUGGCCAGACUUUGUUACUUGUGAGGAAAGCCGUUUCCCACCAGACUGUGAUAAUGUGUACAAGACGAUCACCUUCAAUACUACCGGUGAAUGUGAACCACCGCUAGUUGUGACUGAUAAUGAGAAGAGUUGGUAUGAGAAUGUAGAAGGCUGCGGGAUCCAGUGUCGUAAUCCUCUCUAUACAGACGAGGAACACGCCCAAGUUCACACCUUCAUCGCUAUCUUUGCUAGCGUCUGCGUUAUCUGCACAUUCUUUACACUGGUUACAUUCUGUGCGGAUUGGAAGAACUCCAGUAAAUACCCGGCUCGUAUUCUGUUUUACAUGAAUGGAUGUUUUUUUGCGGGGGCCGUUGGUUUCUUGGCCCAGUUUCCGAGUGGAGCCAGAGAGGACAUCAUAUGCAGGAAAGAUGGGACCAUGCGUCUCGCUGAACCCAGUGAAGGAGAGAAUCUAUCCUGCACCAUCAUCUUCAUCUUAGUCUACUACUUCAUCAUGGCUGGUGUCAUUUGGUUCGUCUGCUUAUCAUACUCCUGGCAUCUCUCAUUCCGUUGUCUUGGAACGCCUCGCCAAGCCCUCGUCGGCAAGACCAGCUUCUUUCAUCUCUUAGCUUGGAGUCUGCCGUUUGCUCUUGUCGUUAUUAUUCUGGCUUUGAAUCAGGUUGAUGGUGAUUCAGUCUCGGGUAUUUGCUUUGUGGGUUAUCAGAACCAUUAUUACCGAGCAGGGUUCGUCUUGGUUCCCAUUGGUAUUAUGCUGACUGUCGCUGGCUUCUUCCUCAUGAGUGGUCUUAAAACAUUGUGUACAAUUGACAGAGACAACCCAGGGCUGCUAAGUGACAAGGCUGCUCAUCGUAUCAAGGGAACAAUCAUUCGAAUUGGUGUUUUUGCCAGUCUUGCAUUCCUGUUUGUCUUCAUCACAUUUGCCUGUCAUCUUUAUGAUUUCACCAACCAAGAAUCAUGGAGAAAAGGCUUCCAGGACUAUCUUGUAUGUGAAGCCAACGUGACGUUUCUGAGUGGUCUAUCCAAGAAACCUAUCGAGUCAUGUUCACUCAACUCUCGUCCUCAUAUCAGUGUGAUUAUGGUACAUCUGUUCUCUAUGUUUGGGGCUGGGAUUGCCAUGAGCAUGUGGGUAUGGACGCCAUCAUCACUCGCCAUCUGGAAACGGACAUGGAGAAAAAUCACACGCCAAGCCAUCAAUGAGCCUCAGAAAUUGAAGAAGAGUCGAAUGAUUGCUAAGGCCUUUGCUAAGAAGCUGGAGAAUAAGAUGGGUGAUAACGAUGAUGCGUUAUCAGUCAGCUUUGAGUCUGCAUCUCAUGAUGAUGCCAUCGGUAUGAAGUUGGAUUUACCCAAGUCCAGUGCAACAGAAGAUUCUUCCUCUGUGUGGGGAGGGAAUAACGUCCCAGCCAGGAUGUUGAUGAGACGAGGGGGCGGAGCUUUACCCCUCCCAGUCUUUGCAACCAAUUCAAGCUCCCCAAGACAAACACCAGAUUCUGAACUUGGGAGUAGACCACCUACUGCUGCUAACCGUAACCUCGUUAAAGCAGACGUCGUCAUCGAACCUCCACCGCCUAACAUGCGCAAAGCACGACGCAAACGAAAAGACCGCGCUCACAAAACUAAUCUCAACCUUCGUCGUCCGAGCGGACUGGAAACACCAAUGGAUGAUAAUUUUCUGGAUGACGACGAAAAUUAUACAGAUGCCUUGAAUUAUUAUCAACGGAAAGAUAGGAAUUCAAUUCCAGGAGAGAUUUGCAAUUUGGGAGAAGUGCCGCCUCUGAAAUCCAGCGUUCCAAAGCUCCCAGCCAUUAAAAGGAAAAAACAGGUGACUAUUAUGGCUCGUCCCGUGGAGUACGACCUCCCAGGACCAAGUACAAUCUCUCUAGAUUCUGUCGUAUGAUUACCAGAAUAAAUUUUGGACCAAGUGCCUUGAAAGUUACAUUCUUUCAGUCUCUUCAUUAGGUUUAAUUGGUAGAUGUUCAUAAAGGGAAUUCAUUAGAAAGCAAUUUUCUCUUAAAGGCAGUGGACACUAUUGGUAAUUACUCAAAAUGAUUGUUAGCAUAAAACCUUUCUUUGUGACG